This is a messenger RNA of Dibothriocephalus latus, 633 nucleotides long. NCBI's taxonomy places the organism in Eukaryota, Metazoa, Platyhelminthes, Cestoda, Diphyllobothriidea, Diphyllobothriidae. The record is from the annotation of a GenBank genome assembly.
AUGUGCCCUGUCCCUCCGGUCAAACUUGUUGUGAAACAAAAGAAGAAAAUGCUCGAAAUUUUCACGGGUUUUGAGACCGAAAACAAAUAUGUUGUCUCAAAUGCUCUUGGACAGCAAGUCUUCUAUGCGAUGGAGCAUUUGUCAUUUAUCGCCCGACAGCUCUUGGGACGCAGUCGGAAGUUUGAAAUGAAGUUAGUUGACUGCUCAGUAAGUGAAGUGCUCAGCGUCUAUCGACCGUUUAAAUGCUGCAUACGAUGCUGCUCUCUCUGUCCGUGCAGUACUGCCUGCUUGGAUGAAGUCGAGAUUAACUGCCCGGCCAGUGGUACCGUUGGCUGCAUUCGGCAGCAAUGCAGGGGCUGCCAGACUCUCUACUCUGUAGAAGAUGCGUCGAACGACAGAUUGCUGCAAAUCCAGGGACCCGCUCUGUGCUGCAACUUUUCUUGUAUAGGAGCCAAUGUGUCCUACAAAGUUCUAACUGCCGAUGGAGUCCACAUAGUCGGUGAGAUUUCGAAGCAAUGGAGAGGCCUUUUACAAGAGUAUCUGACCGAUGCAGAUACAUUUGCUGCUAAGGCCCUUCUUAUGGCGGCAACUUUCCUUAUAGAUUUUAUGUUCUUCGAACGUAAGCAACGUUAG